This is a messenger RNA of Hepatospora eriocheir, 774 nucleotides long. The record is from the annotation of a GenBank genome assembly. NCBI's taxonomy places the organism in Eukaryota, Fungi, Microsporidia, Hepatosporidae.
AUGUUAGAAGAAAAACUUUAUGAAUCUGAUAUAAAUUAUAAUGAACAUAGAUAUUCUAGACAGAUAAUAGUACCAGGUGUUGGUAUUAAAAAUCAGAUCAAAUUAAGAAAUAGUAAAAUAGUUAUUAUUGGAAUGGGUGGAUUAGGAUGUCCUGUUUUGAUGUAUUUAGCUAAUACUGGCAUUUUAGAGAUUGGAAUAAUUGAUUUUGAUAAAGUAGAAAUAACAAAUUUACAGCGACAAGUUUUACAUAAAAAUGAAGGUGAUAGUAAAGUGGAGUCAGCUGCUAAAUUUAUCAGUGAAAUGAACCCUCAUGUCAAAAUAAUCAAAUAUAAUAUAAAAUUAACUGAAAACAAUAUUAAUUUUUUAAAGGAUUAUGAUAUUGUAAUUGACUGUUGUGAUUCAAUAAGAUUAAGAUAUUGUAUAAACGACUUUUGUGUGGUUAAUAAGAUAAACUUAGUAAGUGGAAGUGUUCUUAAAUGGGAAGGACAGGUGUUUGUUUUACCUUUGAAAUAUUCCUCGGAUGAAAUAUUUUGUUAUAGAUGUAUGUUCCCGCAAGAAAAAUCAAAUGCUUGUAGUUGUGAAACUAGUGGUGUUAUUGGAUCAAUGUGUGGAGUCAUUGGUUCUUUACAAGCAACAGAAGUUUAUAAAAUGAUAAUUAACGAUCCAAAAAAAUCAUACUCUUUAUUUUAUAAAGGAACUAAUAAUAGUUUUACAAAAAUAUCUCAAAUUAAAGUUAAUAAAUGUAAAAUUUGUAAACAAAUCAAUCAAAAAUAA